UUUGCUCAUAUUCAGAGAGGUUUGGAUACAGCGAGAGAGGAAGCAGACACCGAGCAAGCAGACACGCUCCGCUCUCUGCCGGGCGAUGAGACAAAGAGCACCGGCUUGUUCCGUGGUUGUGUCGAGAGCAUCUUUCAGAAUCAGGGCUCGUCUGGACUCCCUACCCCGCAUCGGUCGUCUGUUUUGCGCCGUUAUUUUCUGGAGAGAAGCGCCGGAGGUGCGCGGUGAAUCCGUGGGACCCACUUUCUCUGGUUUGACUCGGAAAAGCGCAAGUCACUAGAACUGGAGCAAGUAUAACUGAGGAGAACGGAGGAGACCGGGUUCUUUAAGGAUUUUAAUUCUGAAGUAAAUCAACACAGCCGAGACUUUUCUCACGAUUCAGGAACUAUUGUAAAGGGGAUUUACCUUUGGAGGUAAACGUAGCCUAAAAGUAGUCCAGCACAGAGAGAGAAAGAGAGACGCCUUCAGUGGAAAGGAGACGCUCAGCUAUGGAGGUCGCAGCGGCCGAUCAGUCUCGGUGGAUGGCGCACCAUCACGCAGUGCUGAACGGCCAGCACCCGGACUCUCACCACCACGGUCUGAGCCACAACUACAUGGAGCCCAUGGCGCCUUUACUGCCCCAGGACGAAGUUGACAUGUUUCUGAACCACUUGGACUCUCAAGGGAACCCAUACUACACCAACUCCAGGGCAAGGGUCACAUACAGCCAAGCACACGCUCGCCUCACUGGGAACCAGGUUUGCCGACCACACCUCAUCCACAGCCCCGGGAUCCCCUGGCUGGACCCCGGGAAAGCAGCCCUGUCCGCUGCCCACCACCAUAACGCAUGGGCGGUCAGCCACUUCAGCAAACCCGGCCUGCACACCACCGGCUCCGGCUACCCCUGCAGCAGUAGCACAGGCACGGCUCCGGUGUCGUCGCUCACCCCGGCGUCCCACUCCAGCCCCCACCUCUACAGCUUCCCCCCUACCCCUCCGAAAGACGUGUCUCCGGACCCCGGCCCUACCUCUCCGACCUCCACCUCGACCAGGAUGGACGAGAAGGAGUCGAUCAAGUACCAAGUGCCGCUGGCGGACGGGAUGAAAAUGGAGAGCUGUAGUCCGCUGCGCAGCGGCCUGGCUUCGAUGAACAGUCAGGCCCCAGCCACGCAUCAUCCCAUCCCGACCUACCCGGCCUACUCUCUGCCACCCCACGAGUACAGCGGCAGUCUUUUCCACCCCGGCAGCCUGCUCGGCGGGUCCUCCUCCAGCUUUACGCCCAAAUGCAAAAGCAAAGCCAGGUCGAGCUCAGAUCUAUAUGCAGAGGGUCGUGAAUGUGUAAACUGCGGCGCCACCUCCACCCCUCUGUGGCGACGGGAUGGUACCGGCCACUACCUGUGCAAUGCCUGUGGACUGUAUCACAAGAUGAACGGCCAGAAUCGACCGCUUAUCAAGCCCAAACGUAGACUGUCCGCUGCCAGACGUGCGGGCACCUGCUGUGCAAACUGCCAGACCACCACCACCACCCUGUGGAGGCGCAACGGGAACGGAGACCCGGUGUGCAACGCCUGCGGCCUUUACUUUAAACUGCACAAUGUCAACAGACCCCUGACCAUGAAGAAAGAAGGCAUCCAGACACGCAACCGCAAGAUGUCCAGCAAGUCCAAGAGGAACAAACGAGUAGGAGACAGCUUCGACGAGCUAUCGAAAUGCAUGCAGGACAAGGCCUCUCCCUUUGGCAGUGCGCCCGGCCUCACCAGCCACAUGGCCCACAUGGGUCACCUGCCCCCCUUCAGCCACUCCGGACACAUGCUGCCUACUCCCACACCCAUUCACCCUUCAUUCGGUCACCCCCACCACUCCAAUCGCUCGCCCGUCUGGGCUGAGCCUCACUGAGGCCCCUCAAGACGCAGGACUCCUCCGCCCGUAGGAGCCAGCACGUCGCCAUUAACACUAAAUGGCCCUCCACGUCGCGUCGAAAGCUGAGCAGACUUGUUGCGUCAUGUACAGUGGUUGGAGGGGAGAGACGUUCAGUUGGACUUAAUGACUGAAGGUCGCUUCAUGCCUGACCUCACUGAUGGGACGCUGCAGAGCAGGACUUUAGCGGACUCUGUGAAGAGCUAAUGUGACGAGGGGUUUGUUCAGUCCCCGGGUGACUGAGGCUUGCAGGAAUGGAGUGAACGGAGACGCUUGUCUUUCUUUUAGCUUAUUUUUACUAAGUCACUUUGGUACCCACCUCUCCUUGACCCUGUAAGAGGAGACUCAUGAGAGGUCUUAAAAAGAACCGCUGUUUUCACCUCACGACUAUCUCAUUAUAUACUGAGAUACGUGCACCCUUCCCAUGCCCAGGCUGUCUGUCCGCAACUGCUGUGGACAGACGGAUGAACUCCUCAGCGCUGGAAGUCUCGAGGCUGGCUCACGGCCACAGCUCUGUUAGGAACCAGUCGAAAGCAGACUACAGUACCCAUAAGCCAGUGCUGUCCUCACAUGCUGGAUUGUGCACCAUCACGACGCUCACCUGUUUUUAAUAAUGGACUUUUAUGGAAAAAAGACACAGUAAAUAGAGUGUUUAUAAAUGCUUAAUUGCUAUUAUUGUUGUUAUAUUUGAUGUUAUAAUUAUUGCUACGAUAAUUUAUUUUCACUCUUUAAGCUUUCGUCAAAGACACAUGGAAACUGUUAUGAUUUGAAUUUCAUGGUUAUUAUGUAAAGAAAAACACUGACCUGUCUUAGAUGAAAAGUCCCUGAGCUGUACGUUUUUAUCAUUUUUUUCCAUCUCACAAAAGUAAAGGAAAUAAAGUUUUAAUA
Molecule: messenger RNA, 2783 nt
Organism: Scatophagus argus
Lineage: Eukaryota; Metazoa; Chordata; Actinopteri; Scatophagidae
Gene: gata2a
Product: GATA binding protein 2a
Exons: 6
Coding region: 489-1874 (461 amino acids)
Biological process (GO): positive regulation of angiogenesis; cell fate commitment; negative regulation of transcription by RNA polymerase II
Cellular component (GO): nucleus
Molecular function (GO): DNA-binding transcription factor activity, RNA polymerase II-specific; zinc ion binding; RNA polymerase II cis-regulatory region sequence-specific DNA binding
Source: RefSeq, a predicted model, not a curated record